Molecule: messenger RNA, 2197 nt
Organism: Ochlerotatus camptorhynchus
Lineage: Eukaryota; Metazoa; Arthropoda; Insecta; Diptera; Culicidae
Exons: 5
Coding region: 134-2104 (656 amino acids)
Biological process (GO): triglyceride biosynthetic process
Cellular component (GO): plasma membrane
Source: RefSeq, a predicted model, not a curated record
CAUUUCGCAAACGAAACUUAACUGAAAAGUAAUAAUACAGUGUAAAUUUCUAUUCCCCAACCAACAAAUUGUUUUUCGAACUCCGAACUAUAUUACAUUUACAAAGUGAACCAUUAUUUCCGGGAAAACAAUCAUGACUAUCACUCCGAACAACACCGCCCCUACCUGGUUCCAGUGGGCCUCAGAACAGGGCUCCUUUUGGGAAGCGGUAUCUCGUGGAAGCAACCUUAGCAAACCUAUUGGCCCUCUAGUGAUGCUGAAAGAAGACGUCAGUGCAACCACAGGAAAUGAAUUAGUAUCUGUUGAAAAAAUGCUCUCUUCGGCCCAAUUGGGACUUCUAACCGGAGUGCUGAUGACACUCUUCUUUCGUCACAAGUUCAAUCGAAUGAAGGACGAACUGAUCGAGUCCAAGGUGUACAAAAGCACCAAAAACCUCACGAUGAUUGACGUGCGACGAUUCAUGUUCAUUAUAAUCACUUUCCUCGAGUUUGCUGUCCUAUUUCCACUCUUUUUCUCCAUAUUUUACGGUUUCAAGUGCUACCGAUCGGUGGUAGCAUGUGUUCUGAAACGACGCCAUGGCUCACAUUUCAAGGGGCUUCUGGACGGAGUAGACGUGGUAUGGGCCAUUGAGCGGGACAACUCCCGUGGCAUGAUCAACAUCAUGGCAUACAUUGAAGAGCCCGUUGGCCUGCCAACUAGGAACUCAACCUGCGCUGAGCUGUUGCUGGUGCUAAGGAAACGCAUAUCCUCCCGGUUGAUGAGAUCGUAUCAAGCUCAUCCGAAAAUGUUCUGGAAGCGAAACCUGGAACUGGGUUACUAUUGGUGGAGUGACCUAUCGGAGCUGACCAUAGAGGAUUACAUCCGCUACUUGGAGUAUGUUCCCCUAGGCAAGGGUGAGCAGUACAUGAACGAUCGGAAGCUACGCAGCAUCAUGAGCGACAUCAACAACCGACAUUUACCGGACGAACAUAGCUCGUCGUGGGAAAUCCUGGUCGGCAGACAGCCGCUGUUGGAUAAGCAACGCAACAUGCUGAGAUAUCCGAUCAUCUUCCGCGUGCACCAUUCUCUGGGAGAUGGCGUCGCUCUGCUUCGCCUAUUGCUGGAAGGAAUCGUCGACAAGGAAGUACCCUCCCGUUGGAAGCGGCUCUCCAAUAUCAAAAUGAUGAACAUUGAACACAUUCUCUUGGAGAAAUCACUACUCUCGAUGCCGAAGAAAAGCCUUACGGCGAAAUUUAUCGAAAAAUUCCCCACUCCCCGAAAAAUUUACGAAUGGAAACAGAAACAUCUACGCCUGAUUUGGACCAUCUUUACCGCUCCGGCAUUCUUCCACGAGGUGGUUCAGCGAAAGGUCGACGAAAAUUGCAUCCACGCAAGUGAGUUGUCGAACCGAAAAGUGGUCAGCUGGAUUCACGAAGAGGAAACGAGUGGCACCCGGUGGGUAGAGAUCAUCAAACGAACGAAACAGCAAGUCCCAGGGGCUAGGUUCUCCGAUGCGUUCCUGACGGCCCUGUCCAGCAGUCUGCAGAAAUAUUUCAACCAAAAAUCCGAUGAAAUUCCGAGUAAUAUCACCGUUGUACUACCAACUCGAAUUGAGAGAGAAUCUCCCCAGUUGAAACUACAUAACCGCUUCUCGGUGGCUCUUCAAACUUUACCGAUCGCUUCAGGAGUCGAUCUUCAGGAACCCAACCGCAUGCAAAGCCUUCUCAACCGCCUGAGUGAUGUAAAGCAGCACUCGGAUGUUCUGAGGUCUUCGCCAGACUACUUGAUCAACUACUGGAUCAUGUCAACGGUGGCAUGUCUGUUCCCAGAUCCAAUCCUGCGUAAGAUCCUGACAAGCGCACACAGCACCUUGGCGAUAUCGAACCUUCCGGGACCACAGCAGAAACCGCGCAUCAACGGUCACGAACUAAAGAACCUCAGCUUCUGGAUACCGAACAUUGGUCAAACGGCCGUUGGCCUAACGGUGCUCACUUACGGUGGACGGUUGCAGCUGGGAAUCCUUGCCGAUCGGGCAGUGAUCGAUAAUGAAGACGAUGCUCACUCGAUUCUAGUUGAGACGAUUGCCGAAAUCGAGCGGAUGGGAGUGGUGCUAGAUGAGGCUUGAAGUCAUCCUCCGGUAAUUGGUGAACAUUGAAAUUAUAAGACUGUCACGAAUGUUGAAAUGAUCGAAUAAAUUUUACUUACACUUUUGGUUAAA